AUGAGCCCCAGCUCCCCACCACCCCAGACGGGCGGCUCCGCCUCCUCUUCGGGGGUACCUGCCCCUGAGCUGAGCAGUAUACCAGUCUCCUGGGACGCUGCCCCCACAAAGAUGCCCAUGCUCGGGCUGAAGCCCACACGCUCUCUCACCAGCCAGGCGCACAGAGACCACGCAGACGACUCAGAAGCAGCCAGAGCAGGCCCCACAGCCCAGGUGUGCUGGUCCCCAGCUCCCCACCCUCCCCCAACCCUGCGCAGUAUCCACACUCAAGGGAGGGCAUGGCACCUAGAGAUGGUGGGGUUCAUGGGUCCCCCACACCCCCCAACCGGCACCACCGAGGAGAUGCUGCCGGGCAGCACCCCUCCUAAUGACAGCGGCAGCCCCGAGGCUGCCUCCGGUCCGACACCCAGACAGGCCCCCGCCCCGCGCCGCCACCUCCCAGAGGAAAAACAACCCCCAACCCAACCUCCUGCGGAGCCAGCCCCCGACACUGCUCCUCCAGGGCCGGGGCCCGCGCGGCGCGCACACGCACCCUCUCCGCUCACACCCAGACACCUACACAAACAGGGCGCCAAGCACCCGCGCGCACACGCACCGGGGACACGCAGGCACCGCCGCACCGCUUCCCCACAAAGGCUGGCGCGCGCGCGGGCACACGCAGCCACGCGCGGGCACACUCGCCGUCCCCUCCCCCCGCAGGGCGUCCCGCGGCCGCCCAUCCGCACCCCCCGCACCCCGGCGCUCCGUGAGACCGUCCCUCCCGGCUCCCUAGCCGGCGGGGGUGCGGAGCUAGCCGCCCCCAACACCCCUCCUGGCUCAGGUGCGGUGACCAGCGACUCCAGCAUCCCCUCCCCCUCCGAGGCUCGGACAGGCCCCGGAUCCCAUCCCCCACGCCCCGCACACCUGGCCCAGGUACGGCGUCCCCUCGCCCUAGGCCCGCAGACACUCACCGGUCCGGCGCCGCUCCGGGGUCGGCCCUCCGCGCCUCUCCUGCGGCUCCGCGAACCCGGGCCCCCCGCCCGGCACAUCUCCCGGAGCCGGGGCGGGGGCACCUCGGCCACCGGCCAAAAAUGUACCAGAAAAAAAUGCAAAAAAAGCGGAUUACACAGAUCCAAUGGCGGCCCACUCGGCGGCGGCGGCUCCGGGCUGGGGGCGCGCGGGUCUGCGCCCCUCCCGGGGAGGGAGGCGGGGGAGACAGCGGGCGGGGGCGGUGUCACAGCUCCGGGGGCUGGGGCGAGGCGGAGCCCCCCCAGGCGGCGCCGGCAGCGGGCCACAUCUCCCCCGCAGCUCGCCGCCCCGACGGAGGCGGCACGUGCGCGCCCAGGCGACUUCCCAGCCCCCUCCGACGGCGGCCACCACGGACUUAGCGGGGCAGCCGGAACGACCCUGCAGUCCCCCGCUGUCCGGCAGCGCCGCUCGGGGGCCCGCGCUGCCCCAUCGGCCGGGGCCUCCUCGGCAGACGGCGGGCGGGGGCGCCGCAGCGCCGACAGCUCCCGCGCCGACGGCUCGGGCUCCCCGCAGUGGCCGGGGGGCUCGGGGCUGGAGGGGGGCGGCGCGGAGCAGGAGCAGCGGCCGGAGGCGGGCACCGCGGCGUCGCGCCCCGGGGAGGCCGGAGGGGGACCGCCGGGCGGUGGGCACCGCAGGACGCGCAGACCAAGCCGGCGCCGGGCACCAGCAAUGACAAGCCGCCUGCUCGCCCCGCUCCCCGGCGCACCCGCUCCGGGAGGGGGCGCGGGCGCGCGCAAAACCCGGCCCGGAACCACCGACCGGGACCGGCCGCUGCAACCUGCCUGGGCGCACCGGGGGCAGCCCGAAAACCCGGGCUGGAUGUUGUGUGCCUUUGCCUCCUCUUGCCCCCUUGGAAAACGGGGAGAGGAAGGACGACGUGCAGGAUCCUCGCGACAGAACGGGGAGGGAGGGGGCUGCAUAGUGGCUGAGGCGGCGUGGGCUGCCCCCAUCUUCCUGGCAGCGACGUGCAAGCGGGACGGCAAAAAGAGGGCUGGAAUCUGGCACGAACGGAUCCGGAGCUACCGGCUGCAUCAGGAGCGGCCAGGAGCGCACUCGGACCUCUGUCAGCCUCCGGUGCCCCGCAAGCCCCUCGGCUGCGCAGCCGCAGUAGAAAUCGAGCCUGCAGCCGGGCUCCCGGAGCCAACGCGUCCACGCGCGCAGGCUCGCCCGGGCGCCCCGCGUCCAGCAUCUCGCCGGUUGUUUCCCUCGCCUGGGAUACUCUACCCUGAGCCUCGGGACCCCCACGUCCAUAGCGUCCUGCGCCUCAGGCACCCACGUUCAGUGCACCCUGCGUCUCGGGCACUCUACCCUGUGCCUCGGGAUCCCCACACCCAGAGUGCCCCGCGCUCGGGAACCCACGUUCUGUGCACCCUGGGCCUCAGGCACGCUGUGCUCACCUUUGCCCUCUGCCCCCGCCCUCUGUCCUCCGUGUCUUGA
This is a messenger RNA of Loxodonta africana (African savanna elephant), 2445 nucleotides long. Its product is annotated as collagen alpha-1(III) chain-like. Bases 1 to 2445 code for a protein of 814 amino acids. The record is from RefSeq and is a predicted model, not a curated record. Lineage: Eukaryota; Metazoa; Chordata; Mammalia; Proboscidea; Elephantidae. The transcript has 6 exons.